Angiostrongylus costaricensis is the source of this 5148-nucleotide messenger RNA. The record is from the annotation of a GenBank genome assembly. NCBI's taxonomy places the organism in Eukaryota, Metazoa, Nematoda, Chromadorea, Rhabditida, Metastrongylidae.
AUGUGCGUGUCUAAGCGUGACAGUGCUAGAUCAUUCUUUAUACACCUGUUAUGUGCUUAUGUGACCAAUGGCAAAGGGCGCUUUGCAGUACACAUUAGAUCGGUCACCAAUUCGAUUUCAUCCCAGGUUGACCAACCUUUCCGUUCACAGAGAGUUGGAGAACUGGUGGCAGACCUGUUAACUUCUUUUUUCUUUUACAAAUAUUAUGCAACUGAAAAUUUGCUUAAACUGCUUUUGGAUGGAAUUCAGGUAAUUGCGAAAGGUACGUCAGAGUCUCGCGUAGCAGCCGCCAAUCUGCUCCUUCACUACUGGCCUUUUCCCAAUCCACGUAUUAUUCAUAGGAAAAUUAUUCAGUACAAAGUACACGCAUGGCAACGAAUCACCUGCCAGUCGACUACCUGCACCGAGAAGGGACCAAGUGUGAAGUCGUGUUUCGAUCCAGUCAUCUGUGCUGAUAUCGCUGACACUUCACCUCCAGUGUUUCUGUGUAGGAAAUGUGCCGAUAAUGUAGUGGCGGAACGAAAAGCACCAAUGCGGCACCUAACCCAACCGAUGCAAGCCAGUAGUGCAACCUGUCAAAAUAAGGACUGCCAAUCUCAAUCACGUCUGGCUGUCAGCAUCUGCUUCUCACAUGAUUGCACGAGAACGCACAAUUUUGUACCAAUUCGACUUUGCCAGUGUGAAACUCCACAUUUGGUUCAUCGCGGGUCCGGUUGCGUUUGGGGUCAACCGGUAAUGUGGGAUACGGUAGAAGGAAUAGUGAAACUUAUGCGUGAAACCGCUCAAUUCGAAGGAACAGAAGGUGAAGGAAAACGACCGAAAUGGUUGCGACAACUCGAAGGUGGCCAUUCAUUGGGCAAAGAGAUCGACACGAUGGCCGACGAGAGACGCAUGUUGAGCCGAUUCGGCGUAUGGAUGAUGGCUGCCCUCUGUCCACCUAAUCAGAAUGCUGACCAGAAAUCUAUCUCCUAUAUAAUGUAUAACGUGUUUCAAUGGUUUGCCACCACUGCCUUGCUUCCGAAUGAUAGCAUGGGUGCCAGCUUGGAACAGUUAAAGACAGAUUUCGUAUGCGAUUGGAUCAACAUGGCGAUAAGGAUUCACUAUGAGGUGUUUAUUAGUGCCCUGUCACCGAAUACUGAAGAUGGCGGACAACAUUUCGAACAGACAAAAGAAGGAUUAGGACGUCUGCUGGCUUUAAUGCCUUACGACGUGAUUUCGAUAGAGACGUGGAGUCGUGUGAUGCCAAAAUGGCUUCAGUUGAUCAACGAGAAAUGCACUGAAGAACAACAACAUGAGCUGAAGAUUUUGCUCUGCAAGAUAUUCGAGCCCGAUUUGUGUCCACUUCCGUUUGAAACGUUGCAGGUAUUCGACUUCGUAAGUUGUCGACUUGGUGGGAGUGACUACGUGGAACUCUUUAAUGCACUACAGUGGCUUCAUUUGUUAUCCCGUUUGGAGAUUUCAAUUCCACUGAACAUGCUGCUCGAGAACUUCAGCAUCGCUCUAAGCGGCCUGUCAUCGAUGGAAAUUCCCCAACUGGAGCAGAAUGAUCUGGAAGAUGACGACGUCUCCGUCCAUAUAGUUAUCAUCGACAUUCUUGUUCUUCAGGUUCUGAACAAUUUCCAGUCACCACUGACAGAGAAGCUCUUCGAAUGUGUUUCCCUUCUUCUCAGUGUACCACUUCGUACCACCGACCACGAUUGCAAAAACCCUGAAUUGGAUGGCUUCGCCGAUUGUUCCGCCUGCCAGCAAGCGGCAUUUCUCCAUCAAAUGGUUAUGAAUAUGACGGAGAAUGUUUCUCCGAAACAAGAGAUGGCAAUCACUGCCGCAGAGGUAGGUUCUGAUUCAAAUUCUCCAAAUCAACAGCAACAGCAACAGCAGCAGCAGAAAAAUCCGCCCGACGACUUCGUAACGACUUCUGUAGGUCGAUUCCGUUUCUCUAUCGACCAACUUCCGCCACAGUUGAAGAUGAUUCAUGCACUUCUCAAGAAUUUGGAAUGCACAGAAGAUCCGGAUGUGGAAAACUUCAUCAUGAACACGUUGAAAUUUCUUUGCCUCCAUUGUGGUUCGCUGACUAAUGCACGGAGGGAGCAUCGAGGGUUUCUGAUUUGGAUUCAGGAGAGCAUGAUGGUACCGAAGCUGUGGGCAAGACUUCGAUCGGAUUUCGCCCAGGUAGGUGAACUCGCCUCGCUUCUACUGUUGCACUGCAUUUCGUUUCCAUCGGGAGAAGAGGCUUUCUGGCGAGCGGUUCAUAAGGACUUCACUUGUCCUGACUGGAAGACACGGUUUGACGCAGUUGGCAAGGCAUAUGUAAUGGGACAUGUGACGAAGAUGGCACCGGUGAAAGGGAACAAGGUCGUUCAAACGGCAUUGUCGGCUCUGUUCUACCAUUUUGUAACAUCGCUUCACGAUCCGAAUCCUGCAGUUGCCCAACGUGCGAUAAUCGCUCUUCGAGCACUUCCGACUCAAACUCUUAAGAUGAUCUGCUUCUGUUUCGAGUCGCAAUUCGAUUCGUGUAUCAUCGAUCGUCCUAUCAUCGUGAACACGAUACGUCUCCUUACCACUCAGUUGCCGGAUGAAACAAUGCUCACUUUUGAUUUCUUCAUACAGGCUAUUGAAGAAGCGGCGACGACGAGAUCAAUCGUAAAAUAUUUACAAGAAUAUAAUGCUCUAAAGCAUCAGCUCACCUAUCAGCCAUUGAAUCUGUCCAGACCAUACAGUCGUCUACGCGAAUUUGUGGACGAGGAGAGCAAUCUGUGCCUUUUGUUUAAUCGAGUUGUCGACGUGGAAAAUCCGGAGAGGCAUACCGUAUAUCUUGUCGUUUCGCUCUUCGUUUCCUUCCUUAGCAAUAAGAACUCCACUCCGACUGAUGAAAAGGCGAAUGCGAAGAAACAAUCGUUGCUGUUCCGACAUUUCAAUACUCUUAUUGGUUUUAGUAAUACUGAGAAGUGUUUCACUAUUCCACCGGCUAGAUUACGGAUAUCGGUUGUCUGUAAUGCUUUUCUUUCUGGUUUGCCGGAGAUUCUGGACUGUAAUCUGUGCAUAGGGAACCAACUACUUCCAACUGUGGUACAACUGCUUCUUCAUCUACCAUCUCCGCAAAAGUUAGCUAGCGAUCAGCACCAGAGUAACUAUUCAUUAAAACUGCUUCCACAACAUUCAAGACAUCUUUGGUUGAAUUCGUUUAUUCUUAUUCUCUAUAAGAAGACGAAGAUAUUUAAGUGUAAAGGCGAUAUCGUUACGUGGGACGAUAUCAGUGAAGAAGAGUCCGAUUCGCCGAAGGGUAUGAUAAGACCAGAAAGUCUGACUGUCACUACUAUUCAAGUUAGUGUGUAUUUUUCUUAUAUGUUUCGAAAAAGUGUUCAUUUAAGUGUCGAGUUGCGUUGUGAUUACUGUAACGAAUGUUUGACGUCGUUUGAUGAGGAGACGAUUUCGUUGUGUUUGAUCGCCGUUGAGACAUUUCUUCAUCGUGAGCCGGUAAUGGCAGCACCAAUCCUCUUCUCCCUUCUUCACACUGUGACACACCUCAUUGAUCAUCCAAUCUAUCCAUGGCACGACUCAGAAAUGUUUGUACCGGGAAACGGUCGCAGUGUAGCGAAGCAGAUGCUACGAGUCACACUUCAUCAGCUGUCCUCUUCUGGUAUUUGUAUGCAACUUUUCGAUACACCACUUUCUCGAAUGAACUCUUUUUGGAAGGUUAUUUCACUCUCUCUGGCUGAUUUUCAAGAACUUUCACCCGUCUACUUCAUUCAGCUUCUUUUCGAGGAUCUCUCUGAGAAUUGGCUUCCAAAUCUUUGCACUACCAUGAGAAAUCUGGCUGCUUAUAUAGUUGAAGUACCGUCAGACACCUAUCUGAACCAUUGGAGUACUGCAAUAACUCAUAUGGAGUCUUUUCUCAGACGAUAUCACAUCUCAUCUGAAGGAGGCACCAAACCCACUCGAUCUGAAAUGGAGAGCGCGAUUAUCGUGAUGAGCCACGUGCUAAAAGUGCAGAAUUUCAGCACGUUUAAGUCAGCCGUCUCACUAGUGGAUUCGUUCUGCAAAUGGCUUGCAGAAGCGCUUCACGAAUGCCCUGUUAAGCUGGAAAGUCUUCUUACAGUAUGCACAGCUUGUAAUCGAGCUUUAAUACGGGAACGGGAUAAACAGAGCAUUUCCCGCGCAGUGGUGGCAGAAAUGAUCCAAGCAAUCAAAUUUAAAUGUCCAAUGCACGAACGGAACUUCAUCACGAUCGCUCAUCUGAUUCUUCAAGAUGCCGGCGAAGACAUCGACGUUGACAUUCCGGAUGACCAGUUUAACACAGCCGCUUCGGAAGCCGUUCGGCCUUUCCUAUUCGAGAUUCUCGACUUCAUCGCCGAUUUACAUGUGCUGGCUAAACUUAAGAAAGAAACAAAUUCGGACACUGUCGGCGGUGACUUGAAGGUGAAAUUGGCAGAGGCGAUAGCAGUAGAGAUGAACCGGUCGAAUGCUCGGGAUUGUCGUACCGUAAUCCGGUUUAUUCCGUGGUUAAUGAGCCCACCGAGUGUCACUCAGGCUGCUCCUGGUGCCUUCGCCGACUCGGUGACAAACGUGCGAGUUCUGUCAUGGUUAUUACUGGGCGCACUCCAUGCGAAUCAUGGAUGUCUACCAGUACCUAUUGAAUGCAGCCAGCAAAUGGCCGAUUAUAUCCACUUUGUUCUGGCUGGAUUCGCCGAUCAGUCCAAGCAAUCUGUCGUCCAUAUGUCUGCAUUGUUUCACGCAUUUCACCUUUGUCAGCUAUGGACGGUGUACUGUGAGCGAGCGACGGUGUUCAGUUCAACGACCGCAUUUGACCAACUUCUUGACUUUUGGGCCAGAGUUACGCCAGCAAUUCUACAGCUUCUUAGUCAUUCAAAAGUGUUAGCUGAUAUGGUGAAUCUUCACUUUUUGAACACAAUUCAAGCACUACAACAAAUGAACUCAGCCUUGUUAUGUCAGCUAUAUCCGAUGUGGGCUCCUAUUCUUACUUCAUAUCAUAGCCAAGUUCCAAAUCAGCUAAGAAUAAAACUGGAUUCAUGUGAAAAUCAGCCAUCACUAAAACCACCGCCAAUUUCGGAAUGGUUGAAGAAAGUUCGUUACAAAAUAUCUCAAGUCGAACUGCAAACGUCAGCGGCGUCCCCGUACUACAAUGUGUGA